AUGACCACCCUAAACCCCAUUCUUCUUCUUCUUCCGCUUCUUCUAGCUCAAUGCUCUUAUGGGCUCAACACAGAUGGACUUCUUCUCCUCUCUUUCAAACUCUCCAUCCUCCAAGACCCUCAGCUAGUCCUCCAAAAUUGGAACCCCAACGACGAAACACCAUGCUCAUGGCGAGGUGUCACCUGCGCCACAAUUCUCACUCCUCCUGAGAAUGUCUUCUACCCUAGAGUCAUCUCCCUAGCUCUCCCAAGCUCUGAGCUUGUGGGUUCGAUCCCUGCCAAUCUUGGCAUGAUCGAACAGCUCCAAAGCCUCAAUCUUUCCGAUAAUUCCCUCAAUGGGUCUCUCCCAUUGUCUCUCUUCAACUCGACCCAGCUUCAAGUUCUUGACUUGGCUUUUAAUCGAAUCGCUGGCGUGUUGCCUGAAGCCGUUUCAGAGCUACCCAGAAGUCUCAGUCUUCUUAAUCUUUCUGACAAUGCCAUGGAGGGUAAGAUACCCAGUGAUCUUGGCUCUCUGACCAACUUGACGGUGAUUUCUUUGAAGAAUAAUUACUUCUCCGGCGAAAUUCCGGCUGGGUUUGCAGCCGUGGAGGUUCUGGAUCUGUCGUCCAAUCUGAUCAACGGAUCUCUGCCGUCCGAUUUCGGCGGCGACAGUCUCCGUUACUUUAACGUCUCCCACAACGAACUUUCCGGCGAAAUCCCGGCGAGUUUCGCGGAGAAAUUCCCGGGUAAUGCGACUCUUGAUCUCUCCUUCAACAACCUCACCGGCGCAAUCCCGGAAUCUCGGGUUUUCUUGAACCAGGAAACGGAGUCGUUUCGCGGCAACCCUGAUCUCUGCGGCGAGGAAACAGAGCACAACCCUUGCCCUAUUCCUUCUUCGCCGUCUUCCAACUCACCCAACUCUCCUCCGGCGUUUGCCGCGAUUCCCAGAACGAUGAACUCCUCCGAUGACGAUGCAGUUUCGCCGGGAUCGGCAAAAGGGUCGUCGGGAAAAUCCCAAACCGGGCUCAAGACGGCGACCAUCGUCGGAAUUGUGGCCGGCGAUGUUGCCGGGAUUGCUGUUAUUGCGAUGGUGUUCUUGUACGUAUACAGAAUGAGGAGGAAGAAGAAGAAGGAGAAGACAGCAAGCGGCGACGUCACGACGCUGAAGAACGAACCCAACAACCCAGUAGUGACGGAUUGGUCUUCUUCUUCAUCAGAAUCAAGAGGGUUUACACGGUGGUCUUGCCUGAGAAACAAGAAGGGCGAAACGGAGGAGCAGAGCUCCGAUUCCAGCAGCUCUGAUAGUGAAGAAGCUCAAACGGAGCAGAAUGGUCACAAGGGUAGUGAGAGCAAGCGGCAAACAGAGUCAGAACAGAGCAAAGGAGGCACAUUGGUGACACUCGACGGCGAAAAGCAGCUUGAGCUCGAGACUCUGCUCAAAGCAUCAGCCUACAUUUUGGGUGCUACUGGUUCUAGCAUAAUGUACAAGGCGGUUUUGGAAGAUGGGAGUAGUCUAGCGGUUCGGAGAAUCGGAGAGCAUAGUGUGGAUCGGUUCAAGGAUUUCGAGAACCAAAUCCGGCUGGUAGCGAAAUUGGUGCACCCAAAUUUGGUUCGUGUUCGUGGAUUCUUUUGGGGAGUUGAUGAGAAGCUCAUCAUCUAUGAUUUCGUCCCAAAUGGCAGCCUCGCCAAUGCUCGUUACAGGAAGGUGGGCUCGUCGCCUUGUCAUCUACCAUGGGAAGCGAGGCUGAGGAUAGCAAAGGGGGUGGCCCGUGGGCUCGGCUACCUCCACGAGAAGAAGCACGUCCAUGGGAAUCUCAAGCCCACCAACAUUCUCCUCGGUGCCGAUAUGGAGCCCAAAAUCGGCGAUUUUGGUCUCGAGAGACUGUUGUCCGGCGACACGAGUUAUAAGAUUGGAAGCUCGACGAGGAACUUCGGAAGCAAGAGGUCCACGGCUUCGCGUGACAGCUUUCAAGAUUUCACACUCGGGCCUAGCCCGGGCCCGAGUCCGAGCCCUAGCGCGAUGGGGACGUCGCCCUAUCAUGCGCCCGAGUCGCUUCGGAGCCUCAAGCCCCACCCCAAGUGGGAUGUGUUCUCGUUUGGGAUCAUAUUGCUUGAGUUGAUAACGGGGAAAGUUGUGGUUGUGGAUGAGUUGGGCCAAGGUCUUGGGCUUUCGAUCGAUGAUCCAAACCGCGCUUUUCGGAUGGCUGAUAUGGCUAUUCGAGGCGAGUUGGAGGGCAAGGAGGAACCCUUGUUGGCUCUCUUCAAGUUAGGGUACAGUUGUGCAUCACCAGUUCCACAAAAGAGACCAGCAAUGAAAGAAGCCCUACAAGCUCUUGAGAAAUUUCCAUGUUCACCUUCAUCAUCAUAUUAUUAUGGCCACUUAUAAAUGUUUAGAACCCCUUAAUCUGUAGAGUUGUAUGUAUGAUUGACUAGUAGUGUUCUUCAUUCCUCUUAAGCCUUUGUAGUUGGUUCGUCCUCCACAUUUCCAUCUGUUUUUGAGAAUCCAUGUGUUUCAAGUAUUGGUUGGCUAAUAAUGGUGUAAUAGUCAAUAGGGAGUUGGGAUUUCAUAUUUUUUUGGCCUUGAUUAAAAACUCGUGGAGUUGAAAU
Messenger RNA from Fragaria vesca subsp. vesca, 2585 nucleotides. RefSeq names its product probable LRR receptor-like serine/threonine-protein kinase At4g37250-like. The record is from RefSeq and is a predicted model, not a curated record. Gene Ontology annotation, biological process: protein phosphorylation. The transcript is spliced from 2 exons. NCBI's taxonomy places the organism in Eukaryota, Viridiplantae, Streptophyta, Magnoliopsida, Rosales, Rosaceae. Gene Ontology annotation, molecular function: protein kinase activity; protein binding; ATP binding. The coding region runs from base 1 to 2364 and encodes 787 amino acids.